Molecule: messenger RNA, 567 nt
Organism: Echinostoma caproni
Lineage: Eukaryota; Metazoa; Platyhelminthes; Trematoda; Plagiorchiida; Echinostomatidae
Source: the annotation of a GenBank genome assembly
AUGACUAAAUUGGUGUUAACAAAACAGAUACUUUCAAGUCUAAACGGUAUCACCGAACAGCACACAGUGCCGGCAGAGGUGAAAGACAAACUGAGACUUGCGUUGGCGUGCGGAGUAAAUUAUGCAGAGGGCCUAAUUUCUAUUGCGCAAGCCUGUCAAAAUGAUGACGUGGUUGCUCGUGUGGAUGCUGUUGAAAAUGAAGAUAAGAUUGAAAAAAUAAUUGAAGAAAUUGGAAGACUGAAGGAGGAAUCAAAAGGCGGAUCACGAGGAAGGAGACGUUUCAGGGCUCGAUUUCGACCAAAGCGAUGUUUCAGUUGCCACGGCAUAGGACACCUUGCCCGUUUUGGCCCAAAUCAGCACAUUCGUUCGUGUUUUUCUGUUUCUAAUCCGACUGCCUGGGGAAUUCCAAGGCUCGAGGUUUUCAUUUUGGGACAGUCAAAGUUGGCUGUUAUUGAUACGGAUGCCGGGAUUUCCAUUAUGCCUAGGGUGGAAGGGGUCCCCGUGAAACCGUGCAAUUUGAGCCUACGUGCCGUUGGGAGUAUGCCACUCAGAGUCUUGGGUAAAUAA